ACCAUCUCUCCGACCAUUUUAAAAAUUUUCAAUCUUUGUAAUGGCAAAUCUUCCUCGUUUUGGUCGUACAUGGAACCGUUUCUCUUCCCUGCCCCGCCCUGCCACGGCCCCACGCUUUGAUGUUCCGCCGCCGGCUGCCACGUCGGAGCCGGAAGUUUUUUCAUCUGCUCCGCCCACCGCCAAUGUUCUUCAAACUUCCCCUAUUAAAGAAAGGUCUCCUCGAAUCACUUCUCCGGUUAGGAAAUAUCACUCGCCUCCUACUUCUCCCAAAUAUAGGGCGGCUGCCCCUAGCACUUCACCCCGCAAGCCACUAUCUCCUCCUCCUACAUAUAACCGUUACGACGGAGAACGGCGGAGCAGUGCCCAGGCUUCUCCUAAAACGUUCAAAACUACCUAUACCUCUCCGCCACGAUCACCGGCGAAACAUAAGUAUUCCACCUCCACUGUCCAAGCACCACUCUCUCCUCUGGCUCUGCCUAGCUUGGAGAAGAGACAUGAACCUGAGCCAAUGGUUCGACCCAGGAGCCCACCGGAGGUCCAGCAGAAAUCCGUCCUUUACCAGAAGACGACUAGCGAGAAGCCUGCGAAAACCGACCACCGAGCAUCGGAGUACAGCUCAGGCAAACCCCAGCAGAAGCAAACGCAUCAGCAGCAAAGUGAUGUUAUAAACAUCAAAGGGGAGAACGUAGGCGCUGUCAUGCACAUCACUCAAUCAUCUGAUGCCACAGAAACCCACAAGAAAAAGCCAACCGUAAGCUACAGCAGCGAAAACGAGAAAGAUUCAAACAAAUCAAGCUCCAACAUGCCUGGAAAAUCGUUCAUGAACAGCAAUUUUCAAGGUGUUAACAACUCCAUUCUCUACAAUUCGUCUUUGAGCCACCGUGAUCCAGGCCUGCACCUUGCUUUCACCAAGAAGCCCACCCAUGCCGAUUCUGUUCAUGAUUCAAGGCACUGAAUGGACCAACCUCAUCUUCACCAAGAAGCCCACCCAUGCCGAUUCUGUUCAUGAUUCAAGGCACUGAAUGGACCAACCUCAUCAUUACCACUCUCUUAUUUGGUGUCAUAUGCUAAAAUAAUUAUGAAAUAAAGCAACAAUAUUAUAAUAAUUAAAGCAUUUUAUAUUCAUAUUCACCAUUCAUAUGGGAUGUAUUUUCAAAUGGUUUUAACCAUUUGGAAAAUAAAAUGAGUGAUUAAUAAUAAAACUUAUUUUCAGAUUA
Cucurbita maxima (winter squash) is the source of this 1217-nucleotide messenger RNA. RefSeq names its product DNA-directed RNA polymerase II subunit 1-like. Bases 41 to 955 code for a protein of 304 amino acids. The record is from RefSeq and is a predicted model, not a curated record. The transcript has 3 exons. Lineage: Eukaryota; Viridiplantae; Streptophyta; Magnoliopsida; Cucurbitales; Cucurbitaceae.